UAAUCACGUUUUUGUUUAUAAGAAUACGGACUUUACCCCACGGUGUUUUAUCACCCCCAGUCCAGUUGGUGGCGCUACCUGCUCACACAACAGGAUGGGUUUCCACUGAAACCAACUUUCUACUUUUAAACAAUGGAGCAAACUGCGACUGAAACCCCUCGAAACGUAUUCAGUUGCCAGUUAUGCGGUUUGAGCACCUCAUUUACGUACUACGGCCAGAAACCACCCAACACCAGAGCCAUUGUGUUGCUUGAGGAAUGUUUUGUGGCUAAGGAUCCAUUCAGUCCGGAUAAGGAGAAGUUUCUGGUGUUGGGAUCUGCAUGCAGCCUAUGCAACACGUGUGUCUGUGUUGGACCGGACUGCAGCCUGUUCUACACCAAGAGGUUCUGCAUGCAGUGCGUGAAUAAGCACCUGGACCAGUUCCCCCAUCAGAUUCGGGCCGAGCUGGCAAAGAAGAAGCAGAGUUCAAAGUCCGGCGUCUCAUGACACACGAGGUCCUCCAACACGCUCACCAGACUGCAACAGAAGUUGUACUUUUUGUGGAACAAAACGUUCAGCACUAGACGUACCGGUGGGGAUUGUGUGAAAGCCGUAUCAAGUCACAGAAAAUGUAACUGGUCCUGCUUUUAAUUUGAAAUUCAAAAGCAUCCUUUAUGUUAAAGGACACUAGCUGUCACUGCCUACUGGUUAAAAAAAAUAUAUAUAAAUGUUUCACAUAAUUCAUACCCAUUCAACAUUUUUAUCUAUGUCAAACCAAAAACAUGAGUUUAGAUUUUGUUUAAUGGAGAAUAAUUUUCAAGCAGAACAAAAACAAACAAACAAACAAGGGUUUCGAUUGAAAAAUGUGGAAUUUGUUUGUUUUCAGCCCACUUUACUCCUAACUGGUAAGUCCACCAUAUUUCACCAUAAGAACCAUUCUUAUGGUGAAAUAUGGUGGUGGCAGCAUCGUGAUGUUGGAGAAGCUGGGGGUCUUUAAAUAAUAAAUAAAAUCCAGAUCAAGCAGUCAA
Messenger RNA from Xiphophorus hellerii (green swordtail), 1007 nucleotides. RefSeq names its product cysteine rich DPF motif domain containing 1 (gene cdpf1). Bases 133 to 486 code for a protein of 117 amino acids. The record is from RefSeq and is a predicted model, not a curated record. Lineage: Eukaryota; Metazoa; Chordata; Actinopteri; Cyprinodontiformes; Poeciliidae. The transcript has 3 exons.